Messenger RNA from Argiope bruennichi, 3416 nucleotides. RefSeq lists its product as uncharacterized. The record is from RefSeq and is a predicted model, not a curated record. The transcript is spliced from 11 exons. Gene Ontology annotation, biological process: cobalamin transport. Gene Ontology annotation, molecular function: protein binding; cobalamin binding. Bases 44 to 1957 code for a protein of 637 amino acids. NCBI's taxonomy places the organism in Eukaryota, Metazoa, Arthropoda, Arachnida, Araneae, Araneidae.
AGCGGCAUUCGUUUUUCAAUCGGUGGCUUUCUUGUGCUCUGUGAUGGCGGCAAGCCUUCUAGCCCUCUGCGCUGCAUGUUUCGUCUGCACUGCAGCCAGUUACAUGCAAAAUGACAUCCCCAAAUGUGAAUAUCAAGAGCUUCCUUGUGAAAGCGGCCAGUGUGUGGACAGGACGUCCUGGUGCGAUGGACCACCGGACUGCUUCGACGAUUCGGAUGAAAAAUAUUGUCGUACAUUUGAUCCAAGUGAGUCGAAACGUCCCAACAACCUGAAUGACUGCAGCGAAUCCCGCUACUUCCAGUGCCUGAACGGAAUGUGCAUCCCCAAGGUGGCCCGGUGCAACGACAUGCCCGACUGCCAGGACGGCGAGGACGAAGAGAAUUGCGGUCCCAACAACCUGAAUGACUGCAGCGAAUCCCGCUACUUCCAGUGCCUGAACGGAAUGUGCAUCCCCAAGGUGGCCCGGUGCAACGACAUGCCCGACUGCCAGGACGGCGAGGACGAAGAGAAUUGCGAUUACUUAUAUGAAUCGAAUGAGCCUAGUGAAGAAGACACGAAAACUGAUUCACCAACUUCUACGGCAUCUGCCUUGAACUUGACAACAACAUCGACCACUACGAAACCAUUUGUUGCAACGACAACGACUGAAGCGCCUCCGAGCACUCUUCCUAGCAAAUAUAUUCCUCGUGGUGACACGUCUUGGAUUCCCUCUCGAUUCGAUGUUCUUCAAAAAUCCAUUCAUCACCUCUUGGAACAGCGUGAUGCUCUGUGGGGUUGGGGGCGAUCGACGCCAAGAAUGGUCACUGCUCUGUACUUGUCCAAUGCCAGCUACUUCGACAAGGACAACUAUGAAGGUUUGCUAACGAAGAAGCAACUGGAAGUCCAGCUGGCCCUUGAUCUGAUGAGGCACAACGAGAAGCCCCUCCGCAUGCACGAUCUCGUCCAUUACGUGCACGCCCUCCUGGCCACUUGUGUCAAUCCUCGCGAUUUCCAUGGGGUGAAUGUCGUCAAGUUGCUCAAAAAGGCGAUGGGGCGGCGACAGACCAAAGGUCUCUUCGUCAGUCCUCUGGCCCACCUGGCCCUGUGCAAUGCAGGGGACGCUGCAGACCCCCACCUCAGGAGGCUUAAAAAUAUGGCGUACAGAAGAAAUGAAGAGCCACGCUGGCUUGAUGUGCAGACCUAUGCUCUACUGGCUAUUUCGUGCUUUGCAGCCCAGAACAGUAGCCAUGCCAAGGAAUGGAGGACCAUGAGGAGAGACGUCGCCAAGAACAUCAGUGAGUGGCAGCAAGCCGAUGGGGGACUUGGCAGCAUACACAGUACGGGCCUCGCUCUACAGGCCCUGAUUGCUGCCGAGGAGCCCGGCACUGAGACCGCCAAAGGUCGAGCUAUGACCUACCUCUUGAUGAACCAGAACUGGCAAGGUGUCUAUGGCAACGAGCUCGACAAUUACUACGUCAUGCCUGCCCUCAACAUGAAAAGUCUCGCCUCUGUACAUCACAGGAAAUGUAGAGCACAUGCUCACGAUACGCAAGGCAUUGAAGGAGAACGUUCUUCAGCCGAGAAUGCGAAACACACGAUGGUUCAUUACUCUUUGUGGAUAGGAGGGGACAAAAACGAGAUCCAGACCCUCACAUUAGCAAUGCCUCGUCAUUCCAAUUUUCUCGACGUCAUGGAAGCGGCUCAAAAGCUCAAUCCGCACUUCAAACAUGAAUUUCUGACUGUCGGCAAGAAGACCACUGUUCAUGCCAUUGCCGGACGUCAUUCGGACAUAGAGCGGGGCGUCUACUGGACUCUCUACAGAAAAGUGCCCGUUCCAUUCCGGCCGAGACUGUCCAACACAACGGCAACAGAAGCACGUCUAAAGCUACUUGGGGCUAAGAGAUGGACCAAAGAUCUCCGCAAACUUCACCCAAGAGAUGGAGAAAACCUCGCUUUCUGGUACAAGCCUUACUUGUAAAAGAAAAACUGUUUCCACUUAGUCUUCCAAAUGUCCACAUAUAUUUGAAACGUGUGAGAAAAAUAAUAUUUUGGCUUUAAACUCAUCAAGACUUUCAACGUGUGAUUUAUGUUCGUGCCUCCGUUAGUAUUGUAUUAAACUUGAAAGAUAAGACGACGAUUUGAUAGCAUUGUCACCGUUACUUUAUUGAGCCAUUUUCACAAUCACUUGAAUGUGAAAUUUUUGAAUUUUUUUUUCCUUUCUUUCUUUCUUCUUCUUCUUUUUUUUUUUUUUUUGAUAUUUGUAAAUGAUUUUUUUGUGUCUUUAUUUUGUUUGGCAGCGCUUUGACGAGUGUUUUCGAGAUGGUUUCUUAAAUUUAAUUAGCAAUGUUAGUAGAUGGCAAUCCAAGUAUCAAGAAUUCAUUUUAUUUGACAAAACCUCCUUAUUAUUCAGGCGGCUAACAAUUUCGAAUAAUUGAAUGCUUUUUGUAUAAUCCUUUGACUUCACUUUUAGUUUUACCCAUUUGCUUUCCAUCUACUUAUAUGCAAUUAUACUGUUUUAUAAUAAGUGAAUACCUUAUAUUAUUAGAAUGCUUCUUAUGCAUAAAUGAAGGAGAGAGAAUUCUCUGUACCGUUUUAUAGAAAAUUUUAAACAUUUUAAAAGAAUGAAUCGUUUUUAUUCCUCUUAUACCUGAUUUAUAAAAGUGAUUUGUUAGUAAAAAGAAGGGGAAAAAAAGUAUUGGUCCCAUUAUAUGAUGAAGUUUCAUAUUCUUCCAAAAUUAGAAAUGUUACAUACAUUUUAUUUUUAAAUUAUUUUUGAACAAUGCACAGAUAUGUUUACAAAUGUAAUAUCAAACUCGAGUUGAUUUUUAUGUAUGCUUAGUUUCGUGAGAAAAUAGUUGAUUUGAGUAGCAUUUUUGAUUUUCAUGACCAUUUAUUUAUAUUUGUUGGAGACAAAUGAAGCACGUAGAGCUUAUUUUUCUAAUGACAAGUUACAUUUGAAAAAAAAUAUUUGUCAUUUUUUUUUUAUAGAAAAUAAGUUGCAAGCUCGGUUGUGCUUGAAAUGUAAUGUUUUUCACAUAUACAGAAUUUUUUUUAAACAUUGUGCAUUCUACCUCAUCUCAAAUUUUUUCUUUCCUUUUUUGUUAUCUUUUCUGUGUUUUAGAGUAAUUUAUUUUAGACCUUCUUUUGAGACAAUGGUAGCAUUAGAGGAAAUUUCAAGUUUGUUAUUUCUUCGUCCAUCAGUUUCGUUAUUUUUUUUUAUUAAUCAAAUAUAAUUUGCUGAAGAUUUAGCGAAGCUUUUUGUGAUCUGAGCUCAAGUAUUUAGUCCUUGGUAUUGUGUCGUUUAUUUGAUUCAUAUCCGAAAUUUUUUGUAAAGUUUAUUUGUAAAUAUUUAAUAUGAACUAUUUUUAUAUUUUGCUUGUAUACUGGGAUGUAUAGAAACUUGUGUUUUGUAAUAAAUGUUGUUUUCUUGAGAAUAA